UAUAUAUACAAUGGAAUCAAUACUGCAACAAUGAACGCCUUACUUGUGUAACUUGUUAUAAUCCUUUUUGUUUUUGCUUUCGUCUUUUACGCCCCGAGAUGGAGUGCAAAAAACGAAACAAUAAAAUCUUCGAGUCCUCCCAGGGUGACCCUCAUAUGCCGUAGUUCUGGAUGCGAGUUAGAUAGUAUGGGUACAGGUACAAGGCAUGCUGUCCGCUAUAACUGAGGGGCCCACUAUUUAAAGAGUUCCUUAUAAUAAUAGGUUCACUGGAACUUGCACUAGAAGAUGGUUCAGAAUCACGCCGCGGGAUCAUCUGCGCGUGCGCGUCCACUUUUAGACACGCGUAUCUAGUAGCUACACAGAGUCAUUUUUCAUUCAGAGAAACAUUGUCACUGACUGUAUAGAAGAAGCUUCAACUUUAGACUACUUAAACAGAAUGGGUCGUGGCAGCAAGCUGUUUCAUCGCAACAAAGUCACUGUCUUUGAGGAGAUUCACAAGGUGGAUUCUGUAGAGAAGAAAGAGAAAAAGAAGUCUCUCAAAUCGAUGAUGAAGGGGGUCCUAACAAAGCACAACAAAUGCACUGAUCCUGAAACAAAGCUCAAAGAAGAGCAGGAGGCCGAUUAUAGAGUGUACCUCUCUCAAAAGGAAAAGAUUGCUGAGCUCCUGGUCAAAAUGAAAUGGAUGGAGAGAAAGCAAGAAGGAAAGGAGAAGAGAAUCGAAGACAUGGAGGACAAGCAACUCACUUUUGAUGAAAGGAUGCAGCUCAAGGCUCUCAAGAACAGCUCGAAGAGGUUGGAGGACAAAAUAUUUGUCGUGAACACUGAGCUCCGACGACGACGAAUCACCGUCAACCUGGUUGGGAUCGAUGUCAGCAAAAAGAAGGCAUCUUCAAACGAGACACCUGAACCAGAGUUCUUAGCACCAAGGUGCUGGGAGGAAAACAGAUAUUCCACAGACCGGUACACCGUGCACUUGGAUCCAAAGCAAGCAGCGAGCGCCAAACAAUACAUGGAUAUGUCUGUUACCCAGAAGGACAGAGUGUAUGAGCUCAAAGAAAAGUUGGCGUGGAUGGAAAGCAAAUGUAAAUGGAAGCAAGACAGAAUCUUGGCCAUGAAAAGAAUGACAGAGAGCCUGAAUUUUGAUCAGAAAAUUCAACUUAAAGGACUCAAAAGCAGCUUGAAGAGGCUUGAGAAUGCGAUUACUAUAGUUAAGCAGCAAGUGUCACGACGACUAGACACAGUUAGCAAAGCUGAAGAAUUCCACAAGAAACUGGUGGCACUGUAUGUACCUAACCACUCAGUGGAAGGGAGCUCAACUCUACUAGAUAUUGAACUGGAAAAUUGAACGUGAAAAUUGAUACCUUCUAGUUUCUGCACAAAAUGUAUACUGUUCACUUUUCUGUCAUAAUUAUUAUGUUCACUCCAAAAAUUAGGGUGCACAGCCAUGCAUGACAGUUACAGCAGUUACAUUUUGAUACUUGAUUAUAAUAACCCGUUUUUCAAUACAGUACCACAACAUAAUUAUUUUAAUCGUGAUGGGUGAAGUCGUCUAAUGGGUAAAAAAAAAGAAGCAGCAGCUAUAUAUAGAGAGCGAGUUUUGAUCAGAAAUUCAGCUAACUACAUCAAUAAGAGCUAUAAUUAUAGCAAGUUGAAGAGAUACCUGCACCGAGUAUAAUUUAAGUGCUCUUAAUUGACGUCAUGGUCCUCAUGGAUAGUGCAUGUAUUUGUUACCCAGUGAGUGGGUAGAUCAAAGCAAUCCAGUGCUUCAGUUACCAAGCAGGCAAGUAGUCGUGUUGCUUUCCGAAUAGAUACAUCUGAUACACGUGAUACACGGUACUACGUUCGAUGCUCCUCCUCUUUUAAUACGGGCGCUUGCUAAUAAAGUCUGACUAUCUCUGGCCAUGAAAAGUCAUUAUACUUUCAUUCUUACAUACUAAGUGAAGCGUUUAUGUUAUCCACCUGCUCUGGUUCUUCUCGUCUCUAAAAUGCUAAUUGUUCGGGUAUGACGCUGUAAAAGCCUGGCAAUUGGCAAUCGAAAGAGUCUUACGUUCGAAACCAAAUAAUAUUACCGUAUUACUAGAAUGUUUUGCGAGCAUCAAAACAUUUGCAAACUUUGCGAGGGUUGAUCAAUUCACAACAAUAAAAAUCGCAAAACCUAAAUUAUUACUAGUAAAAUACUCACGGUCCUUUGCCAGAACGCAAUAGUUAGAUCACAAAGGGCCAACAUUUCUGCUGAUUUGGCUCAUUCGCAUAGGUUUUUCACCCGCAAAAUAUUCUAGUAAUCAAAACUAAAAAACAUUUGCAAUGUGAACGUUGCUAGGAUUGCCAGGAAAAGAAAAGCGCGAAAAAGCGAAGAAACAAGAAAUUCGGCGAGUGCAUAACUCCAAUCCGUUACAACUUCAUUCACGUGUACUGUUUCAAUAAGUUAUAAUUAUUAUUUUUGUUUCGGUACUUUUCCUGGCCAAUCCUUUCACAUUGCAAGUAAUAAUUAUAGUGAUGUUAAUUAUGUGCAUUUUUUGCAGGCUAUAGUUAUGUGUUUAUGACUCCCUUACAGUGUUGAGCAAACACGCAAGUGUUGGAUGUGUGGGUGGAAGUAUUCCAAGUUAUUCAUGACCAGCAGAUAAAGACCAAUGACUGUGUAUUUACCCAACCUGUAUUUCGAUUUUAAAAUUCCUUAUCAACAGUAGGUACAUGUUCAUGACGUUGUAACGGAUUGGAGUUAUGCACUCGCCGAAUUUCUUGUUUCUUCGCUUU
Messenger RNA from Halichondria panicea, 2754 nucleotides. RefSeq lists its product as uncharacterized. The record is from RefSeq and is a predicted model, not a curated record. The transcript has a single exon. NCBI's taxonomy places the organism in Eukaryota, Metazoa, Porifera, Demospongiae, Suberitida, Halichondriidae. Bases 437 to 1345 code for a protein of 302 amino acids.